AUGCUGCGGAGCUUGGCCUUGCUGCUACCAGCCAACGCAGUGGAUUGGGGCAUAGCAGCAUGCCCACCCUUGCCAAAGGACAUCAGCGAUAUGGACAGCACACUGGACCUGAUGUCAUGCAUUCAUGGCAAACAACGAGAAGCUUCAACACACUUCUACAUUCGUCAAUGGUAUCGUCACAUCGAGGAGCUUAGCAUGAGAGCCUUCAGAUGCAAGCAAGACGAGCAGGUCCAGGCGGCAUUGCGCACUUUGGAGCUGGUUGACCGUGCGUUAUGCCUCGUGAAAUUCAAAGAUUGCCUGGAUCUUGAACACAGAUAUGACAAAGCGGUGGAGAAUGUGUGCGUGCAACUCGAAGCAGAUGCAUUUCUCAGCUGCGCAGCAUUGCAGGAUCUGCGACAACUACCGGUAGAUGUGUUUGAUACAUUGGAGAAGAGACUCAAGAAAUGCAAUCAAGUCAAAGACCUUUUUUGGGAGCACUUGGAACAAAGCCCACCAGGCAUCGUGUGGACAUUUGGAGCCCACCAUGCUCCAAAGUCGUGUGAGCCAGAUGGACCUGACCUGGCAUCAAACUUGAUUUGCAAUGGUUGGGCUGGAAUUCUGGUGGAAGGACACCCUUCACGUCGAGCAGUGCUUCAGAAUCUCUUCGGGCAUCGUCAUGAGUUGGUGAUCUUGUCACAACUGGCAAUGAGGGAUACCGUUGGAAGCGUUUUGGAGGAUGCCACCUGGAACAAUCCACAGCUCAGGAAUCAGGAGGUGGAUUUGCUGCAAAUCACAUUUGGAGCCAAUGAUUGCGAGAUCAUCCGUGGCAUUUUGGAACGGGGCUUCCGACCACGCUUUGUGCGUGCAAUUUUUUGGCAUCCUGUACCUCCCCCACUGGUUUAUCAGCCUCGUGUGCAUCGGCUUUUGGGAGACUGGUAUGAGGAUGCUUUUGAGGCAACAGGGGAAGGCUGCUCGCUGCAAGCAGUGGCAGAUUCAUUGACUGAUCACUACAUGUUUUGGGACUUUGAUGGUCGCGAUUGCGAGAAGGCCAACUUUGUGCGCAAGGACUUGAUGGACCUGUUGCCGACAGACCAAAUUUUCAAUGAAGCAGAGUUGGAUCUCCAAGCUCGUUGGGCUGCAAGGUUCAACAACACGGCGUGUUUCCUCAACAAUCAUGUGUUUGACACCUUGAUGGUGGACCCGCGGUUGAUGCAGGAUCCUGACGCUACGCCCUCAGAGAAGCGCUUGCUGUGGGAGCUUCACUUGAAGACGGUCCAAAGAACGGAUCAACUCUGGAUCAAAAAAGCAAGCGAUUGCUGGUGCAUGCUAGUGGAGGAACAUGGACAGCAGCACGGAAACUGUUGUAAGUUGCGUAACUAUUGA
Durusdinium trenchii is the source of this 1362-nucleotide messenger RNA. NCBI's taxonomy places the organism in Eukaryota, Dinophyceae, Suessiales, Symbiodiniaceae. The record is from the annotation of a GenBank genome assembly.